This is a messenger RNA of Gigantopelta aegis, 2654 nucleotides long. RefSeq names its product zinc finger protein 665-like. Bases 1353 to 2561 code for a protein of 402 amino acids. The record is from RefSeq and is a predicted model, not a curated record. The transcript has 2 exons. Gene Ontology annotation, biological process: regulation of cytokine production; regulation of immune system process; negative regulation of transcription by RNA polymerase II. NCBI's taxonomy places the organism in Eukaryota, Metazoa, Mollusca, Gastropoda, Neomphalida, Peltospiridae.
UUACAAGAAUAAAAUAAUUAAAGGUACACAAUCUGUUGUAAUUCAUUACUUGUUCGUGGAAAUAAAAUCAUUAUAAUUAAAUGAAAACAAAUAAAACCAAUGUAUUAAUAUAAAACUAUAUUAAUAUACAAAUGUCCACACGUCAAUAGUAUUACAUAGUGCUGACCUUAGGUGACCUUAAAAUGACCUUGAUAUUCAUCAGAAAAAAUAUGGAACCAUAUUUUUUCUGAAUCUGUAUAAGUGUAUACAAUAGUACGUGAUUAUAAAUAUUAUUAUUUCCAAAAAUUAACAUGAAAUUCCCACAGGCCCCCACACACACACACACACACACACAUACACACGCGCGCGCGCGCGCUCGCGCUUUGGCACCUUCCUGCACCCGUGAAUAAAUCGUGUAACUUUUCGUUAGGACUAAACCUGGGUACGUUUCGGUUUUGGUACAUUUUGUUAUUCUUAAGCGGAAGGAAAUCAUGUAAGCAGUGUAUUUUUGAGACCAGUUGAGUUGGUAUUUUUGUGCGAGUCUGCAUCCCGUAUAUAUAUAAAUGACAAUAGUAAAUAGUGUUACUUUAUAAUCCCUUAGUUUUUAGAAUGAAAAUAUUGGAUCAUUUUCAAGCAUACCUACUCCAUGGUGCUUUUAAAGACAAUAUGAGCGAGAGAAAAACACGAAUGAUGUUUACUGGAGGAAGAUGCUUCAAGUUUUAUUCAAGACAAUUGGUACAGACAUCAGUCGGGAGGGAGUAACCCUUUUCUCAAAUGUUAGCUGCUGUUAGAAUAUUUUCCAUGUAAUAGUGAAGGGAAAGAACAUGUACUGGUGAGAAACCUGUUGUCUGAAAGUUAACUCAAGUAUUUCUCAUGUAGACCAGCUCGGCAGUGACAUAGGCUCAUUCAUUUUGUAUGUGGAGGGUGCACAGAAUGUUUCACAUAGUGUGGCACUGAAGUGUUGGACUGUGAGAACUUGACACAGCACAGAAUGUUUCACAUAGUGUGGCGCUGAAGUGUUGGACUGUGAGAACUUGACACAGCACAGAAUGUUUCACAUAGUGUGGCGCUGAAGUGUUGGACUGUGAGAACUUGACACAGCACAGAAUGUUUCACAUAGUGUGGCGCUGAAGUGUUGGACUGUGAGAACUUGACACAGGAUCAGGGUCAGCUGCUCUGGGUCCCACUACAUGUAUGCAAAUUCACCCAUUUAAUUUUAUAAACAGUUGGCAAAUAUUGUUUAAAUUUUUCAAAAUAAUUUCAUUUUAUUAUUAAUAUUUUGUUAGAAAAUAACUCUGGAGGGUUUCUACCAUUUCAAAACAUUUAAUAGACAGUUUGGUGAACAUUUUUGGUUCCCAGAAUUGUCGUGCGUGAUGGUUAAUUCCAGCAAUAGGCCUCUCAAAUGUAAAUUGUGCCCAAAACGGUUUCCAAAUCAUUCCAGUUUGAAACUUCACAUCAUGGUUCAUUCUGGUGAUAAGCCUUUUAAAUGUGAGCAGUGCGAAAAAUGCUUUACACAGUUUGCCAAUUUGACACGUCAUAAGUAUAUGCAUACUGGUGAGAAACCUUUUAGAUGUGAAGUGUGCACUAAGUGUUUCACAAGCAGUACCAGUCUGAAGCAUCACAGGUCAAUUCACACGGGUGAUAAGCCCUUCAAAUGUCAGGUGUGUACAAAAGCCUUCAUUCGCAACCAGGACUUGAAGCAGCACAUGAUGAUGCAUACUGGAAACAAACCUUUCAAAUGUGAAGUGUGCACAAAAUGUUUUAUAAACGGUUCCAGCCUGAGACUCCACAAGUUUGUUCACACUGAUGACAAGCCUUUGGUAUGUCAACAGUGUGCAAAGUGUUUUACACAUUUUGCAAGCUUGAAACGUCAUAUGUUGAUUCAUUUCGGCGAAAAGCCCUACCAGUGUGGAGAGUGUACAAAAUGUUUUAGAGAGAGGAGCAAGUUGAAAAUACACAUUUUGGUGCAUUCUGGCACUAAGCCUUUUAAAUGUGGUGUGUGUGAGAAAGGUUUUUCCCGAGGUCAGUACUUAAAGCGUCAUCGGCUACUUCAUGGGGGGGAGACACCAUACAAAUGUGAAUUGUGCACAAAAUGUUUUACACAGCGGUGCAACUUGAAAAAACAUAUGUUGAUUCAUGGAGAGAAAACUUUCAAAUGUGAAGUUUGUGAGCAGAGUUUUGCUCAGCGCGACACCUUGAAGCAACAUAUGUUGGUUCACACAGGGUACAAGCGUUUUGAAUGUGAGGUGUGUGCUAAACGGUUCGCACGCCGCGCCAGUCUGAAGGAGCAUAUGUGUAUUCACACUGGUGACAAGCCCUUCAGGUGUGGGGAGUGUGGACUCUGCUUUGCAAAGUGUUCCAAUCUGACAAACCACAUGGUCAAACAUACUGGGCAGAGACCAUUCAAAUGUGAAGAGUGCGGGAAAUGUUUCAAAGACCGUUACAGUAUGAAAUUUCACGCAUACAUUCACACUGGCGGCAGACCGUACACCUGUGGGGAGUGUGGGAAAGGAUUUAUACAUAGUAGGAAAAUAAAACUGCAUAUGGCGGUCCAUAGAGGAGAAUCUGGUGAUGCCUUAUAAAUGAAAGUUUUUUAACCCAUGAAAAUGAACACUUAAGUUUGGUUAAUCCACAAACCUGUACGCUUAUUCUGAGAUAAAUGAACAAUUGCUAAA